Fundulus heteroclitus (mummichog) is the source of this 2499-nucleotide messenger RNA. RefSeq names its product protein kinase cGMP-dependent 1, like (gene prkg1l). The record is from RefSeq and is a predicted model, not a curated record. Gene Ontology annotation, molecular function: cGMP-dependent protein kinase activity; ATP binding. The coding region runs from base 254 to 2305 and encodes 683 amino acids. The transcript is spliced from 20 exons. Lineage: Eukaryota; Metazoa; Chordata; Actinopteri; Cyprinodontiformes; Fundulidae. Gene Ontology annotation, biological process: protein phosphorylation.
CUCGCUCCCACUCCCCACCUACCUCCCUUUUUUCUCGGACAGUGUGGGUCAUGUGAUUGGCUGCCUGCUCUGUCUGUGCAGCCUUGGCCAGCGGGAGAGAGGAGCAUCCUUCAGUUGGGCGCUUACAGAAGGGAUGCACACCUGUUUCGGGGGCUGCACGCUGUCAGACAUGCACAGACCUGCUGGAGACAAGUGAGGAACCCCCCCCCUGCAACGAUAUUCAGGCUGCACCGGUGAGAGAUCGGAUUAUGUGAUGGGUACACUCCGGGACCUGCAGUUUGCACUACAGCUAAAGAUUGAGGAGCUCCGUCAGAGGGACACACUAAUAGACGAGUUAGAGUUGGAGUUGGACACAAAAGACGAACUCAUCCGCCGACUGCAAGAAGAACUGGAUCGUUACAGAACCGCCCUGUCCCUCCCUGGACCCUCUACGGCCGUCGCAGCUUCCGCAGCUCAAAUUGAGGACAACAGGAGGGCAAAAAGGCAGACAGUCAUUUCAGAGCCCUUCAGUCCGGAUCCCAUGACUUUUGCGUCGGUUUCUUACAGAAGCUGUGACAAAAGCCAGGAAUCUCAAAGGCUGAUCCGGUCAGCGUUUUGGAAAAACGACUUGUUGAAGAACCUUGACGAAGAAGAAAUGAGGGCAGUCACCGCCUGCAUGCACCGAGCCUCCAUCAAUCAGGGCUGCUUUGUCGUCCAGGAGGGGACCUCUGGGGAUCAGGCUUUUGUUUUAGAAGAAGGAAGACUGGACGUGACAAAAGAUGGACAGAAGGUGCUCACUUUGGAGCCAGGGGCCACGUUUGGAGAGGUGGCGCUCCUCUACGGUUGCCCCCACAGCAUCUCUGUCUCAGCGCAAACAGACAGCAAGCUGUGGGCCAUCGACCGCAAGAGCUUCCAGUGUGUGCUCACACAAUGUGGCCUCAGCCGGCUUUCUCAUUCAGUGGAGCUGCUGAGGAGCAUCCCCUUUCUGCAGCUGUUACCAGACGAUGUCAUCAGGAAAUUGUUUGAUCAUGUGGAAGAGACAAACUUCGCAGACGGGGACUACAUCUUUCGGCAGGGAGCCAUUGGAGACACCUUUUAUAUCAUUAGCAAAGGCCAGGUGAGUGUGACAGAAAAGAAGCCAGGCCGUCAGGACCAGGUGGUUGUGGCCGAGCUCUCUGAGAGACAGUGGUUUGGAGAAAAAGCUCUUUGGGGGGAAACCAUUCGGCCUGCUAAUGUGAUGGCUAUUGGAGAAGUGACAUGCUUGGUAAUAGACAGAAGGAUCUUCAGGGAUGUUAUUGAAGGUUCAGGAUCCGACAGCCUUGCAGAGGUGCAGCACAGCAAUGAACCAAAAGUCAAGCCAAAAGAGGAUCCUGCCUCCCUUGCAUCUUCCACCUUAAGCGAUUUCCAGAUUAUUCGUACUCUGGGAGUUGGGGAGUUUAGUCACGUAGACCUGGUGCAACUAAAGAGCAACACCAGGUGUGUUUAUGCCAUGAGGGUCCUCAAGAAGAAACUGAUCCUCAACAGCGGUCAGCGUGAGCACAUUCUGAGGGAGCGCAGCAUCCUGACGGAGGCCCGUUGUCCCUUCAUUGUCAGACUAUACAAAACGUUCCGAGAUGCUGAGCAUCUUUACAGUUUGACAGAAGCUUGUCUGGGUGGGAAUUUGUCUCGUCUGCUCAAAGAAAAAGGAUAUUUAGAUGACGGCAGCGCCAAGUUCUACACAGCGUGUGUCGUCGAAGCGUUGAGUUUCCUUCACUGUCGAGGAGUCGUCUAUAGAGACGUCAAGCCUGAAAACGUUGUUCUCGACGAGCAGGGUUAUGGCAAACUGAUCAGCUCCAGGUGUCUGAAGAGGGUGGAGGUGGGUAAGAAGACGUGGACGUUCUGCGGCACACUGGGCUACAUGGCACCGGAAAUCAUCCUCAGCAAAGGCCACAGUACAUACGCAGAUCUUUGGUCACUGGGUGUUUUUGUGUUUGAGCUUCUCAGUGGUAGACUCCCGUUUGAUGGCUCUGAUCCAUUGAAGAUUCUCUCUGCAACCGUCCAUGGCAUCGAUCAGACCGAAUUCCCCAAAUCAUUCUGCAGAGAUGCCUGCGAUCUCAUAAAAACCCUUUGCAGGGGCAAACCUUCAGAGAGACUGGCCAGUCAGAGAAACAGGGCCAAGGCCAUUCAGAAGCACAAGUGGUUUGAUGGAUUCAACUGGGACGGGCUUUGCAAAAGAAAAUUGACCCCUCCACUUAUUCCCAAAGUCAACCUUCCUCUGCAAAGCGCUACAUGUGCUCUUUAUUCUGCAGAGGCAGUGGAGCUGUGCACAAGCUGGGAGGAUUUCUGAUCAUAGUUUUUCCCGACAAAGACCCCUUUCCAGAGUCCAUACCGGCAGAUGUUGCUUGAGACAUUAACCGCUUUACUUCACCCAAAAAGCUUAGACUGUUUCAGACACAUAAAACCUUUUAUAGAUUUACAUGCAUAAGAUUUCAGUGGUUUUGCUGCAGUCCAAAGAAAAACACAAUAAAUCAACAUGUCGUA